AGCUCUCAUUUUUCUAUAGGCUUUCACAGGUAGAGAGAGAGAGGAUUAGAGAGAGAUGGGGUUGGGGUGGGGAGGCGGCGGCGGCGGCAUGACGAUCAACCGGAACCACGUCGUGCCGUUCCUCGCCGGCGCCGCCCUGCCGACGCUGCUGCUCUUCUUCCUGGCCUCCGACAGGGUGAGCGAGCAGCUGGCGAUCGUGUCCAGCUGGGGGACUGGCGGUGGGUCGUCGGCGGCUCAUGAUCUCACAGGCGGCGACGUCGACGGAGCUGCUCCUGCCCCACAGGAAAGAUUCCCCGGCUUGCCGGAGCUGCUGCCGAAGGUGGCGAUGGAGGACAGGACGGUGAUCAUCACGUCGGUGAACGAGGCGUGGGCGGCGCCGGGCUCGCUGCUCGACCUCUACCGGGACAGCUUCAAGAACGGCGAGGGGACCGCACAUCUCCUCGACCACGUCCUCGUCGUCGCCGUCGACCCCGCCGGCUUCCGCCGCUGCGCGGCCGUCCACCCCCACUGCUUCCUCCUCGAGGUCAAGACCAUGGACCUCAGCUCCGCCAAGCGCUUCAUGUCCAAGGAGUACCUCGAGCUCGUCUGGACCAAGCUCUCCCUCCAGCAGCGCGUCCUCGAGUUCGGCUACAACUUCCUCUUCACGGACUGCGACAUGGUGUUGUUCCGUGACCCGUUCCGGCACAUCAGCCUCUACGCCGACAUGACGGUGUCCUCCGACGACUACUCCGCCGCGCGGGCGCCGCUGGACAACCCGCUCAACACGGGGCUCUACUACAUGAAGGCGACCAACCGGAGCGUGGAGAUGCUCCGGUACUGGCAGGCGGCGAGGCCGCGGUUCCCCGGCGCGCACGACCAGGCGGUGUUCGGCCACAUCAAGCACGAGCUCGCCGGCAAGCUGCAGGCCAGGAUCCAGCCGCUCGACACGCUCCACUUCGGCGGCUUCUGCGAGUACCACGACGACCUCGCCAGCGCCGUCACCAUGCACGCCGACUGCUGCGUCGGCCUCGACACCAAGGUACACGACCUCAGGGACAUCGCCGCCGACUGGAAGAACUACACGAGCCUUUCGCCGGAGCAGAGGAAGAAGGGUGGCUUCAAGUGGACGUACCCCACCAGGUGCCGGAAUUCCGUAGGAUGGCGUAAACCUGUUCAUCCUUAGCUUAUCAGAGAUGAAAUGCGCAGGUUUAUUUGAUCACUGAAAUUGCAGCGACUAAGAUGGAGAUCAUGAACCUUGAUUAACAGAUUAAUUAACACUAAAACAUUCUAGUUUAAGAAAACACUGUAACAUUUCAAGAACGGAGCUAUUCUGGAAUUAUUCUGGAUAAUGUCAAGUUGUUAAGAUG
This is a messenger RNA of Oryza brachyantha (malo sina), 1346 nucleotides long. RefSeq lists its product as uncharacterized. Lineage: Eukaryota; Viridiplantae; Streptophyta; Magnoliopsida; Poales; Poaceae. Bases 56 to 1162 code for a protein of 368 amino acids. The transcript has 3 exons. The record is from RefSeq and is a predicted model, not a curated record.